Chara braunii is the source of this 2955-nucleotide messenger RNA. NCBI's taxonomy places the organism in Eukaryota, Viridiplantae, Streptophyta, Charophyceae, Charales, Characeae. The record is from the annotation of a GenBank genome assembly.
GCUGAAUAAAAGAGGUAUGCUUGUUUUUUCUUUCUUAUCAGGGAGCUUGAAGAGAAAAGUCUGACAAGAUGUCGCAGGGCGGCGGUGCAUCGGGUGGUCCCAAGAAGGGCUUGACGCUCGAUGACCUCAUUGCGGCCAUUGACCAACAUGAAAGGAACCCGAGCAAUAUCACUAAAGUCGAUACCUUCCAUUUUUGUGGAGAGAGAGUCCCAGAGUGGCUGGAGCGGGUGGAACAAGCUUUGGUUGGGCGGUCGGACGUUGUAAAGUUCCAACGCAUUCUUCAGUAUGUCCUCCACAGCUACCACCAGGAAGUGAAGAAAGUCAUAGAUGCAGCCCAAGGUAGCUGGGAGAGGUUCAAGGAGGGGAUGCAGAGGAAAUACCGCCUGGGAGACGGGUUGUUGACUACCGCGGACCUUGAGGCAAUGAACAAAGAAGAUUUUACGACGAUAGGGGCCUUUGUUCAAGAAUUUAAGAAGAGGGCGCGGAAGGUCCAUGGGAUCUCGGAGGAAGCACAGUGCGCCAUUUUCCUAGGGUUACUCACGGCUUCGGAGGCCGUCGAGUUGACGAGACAUGGAGGGGGUAGCACCAAGCUCACCUGGGCCACCAUUGACAGAGGGGUGGAAGUUGGGUGUUUGGACCAAGUGGAGCAACGUCAGGUACGCCUGCAAAGGCAGAAGAGAAAGGAAAAAGAUGCGACCGCUUCUGGGACCCCGGGGGUAACAAGGAUUGUUACAUACGUAUUGGCACAGUUGGGCAGCGAUGGCAUUGCAGGAGGGCAUCGAGGGAUCCAAGCCACUUACGCCAAAAUAAGCGAGCUGUACUACUGGGAUGGGAUGAUGGACAUGGCCGGAAAAUUCUGUCGAUCCUGCGUACCCUGUCAGGAGAGAUCUAGUUUGAGGCAAGGAGAGCCGCUGCAUCCAAGGCUAGAGCAAGAGGUGGGGGUUGUGGUGCAUCUCGAUCUACUCUUUAUGCCGCUUGGGGAUCAGGGCUAUAACUACAUCUUCGAUGCGCGCGAUAACCUGUCUGGCUUUGUAGACGGGCAUGUUAUUCGCAUAAAGACCAGGUCAGUCCUGGUGAGCUGCAUCGAGGAGUAUUACCUGCGCUAUCCUUUCGUUAGGGAAUUCGUAAUGGACAGAGGAUCGGAGUUUACCUGCCAGGAGGUGCAAGAGCUGUUAUCAAGGUCUGACUUUACGAAGACAGCCAUGCCAAGAGGAGGGAAGGGGACACGGCCGCCUCAGAGGCCGCUGGGGGCAUCAGGAGGAUAUGAGCGGCAUGGGCCUCGCCAUCGAGAGAGUACCUCGGUGUACAAUGAUGGGGACAUCGAGCUAUUCCUGGAUAGUUUCUGGGAGCAUGCGAGGCACCUGGAAGAGCCAGCACUUGCAGAGCCGCGCCAGGAGCCGUGCCAACCCGAGAAGGAGAUGGAGGCAGAAAUCCCGAAGAGGGUCGACCUCCGCACGAGGGAAAGGGCGCCAGCUGGAGAGAUAGCAGAGGAAAAGAGAGCGAGAAGAACCAGGAGGAUAGAUGAGAUAUGGCAAGAGAGGCAGAGGUUGGAGGCGGCGGGGGAGCUUCCGACGCAGCAGCAGGAGAGGCAGAGAUCGGAGGCAGCAGGGACGCUCCCAGGUCAGCCACCCAGCGCACCAGCUAGGGCCCCGGAGAUCCCUGAGAUGUGGAGGGACUUCUGGGAGCAGAGAGGAGAGGAGCUUCCAUCGCCAGUCAGAGUCGGGUUUGGGGUAGCAAGAAAGGCGGAAGAGAGAUUGGAUCGAAAAAUCAAGUUUCUGGCGAAGACAACUUUUGGCCGGCACUGGUUAUUGGCGGGCGAUCUGGCAGGGAAGAAGAUAAAGGAAGCAAGCCAUGGAGUACGCCUGGAGGCUAUGGAGAUGGAAAUCCAGGAACUCAGGGCAUUGGUGACCAGUCAGGCAGCUAUCAUUGAGAGUCUGAGGCAACAAACCCAGGGAAAGGUGGACAAGCCAGGGAGCAGCAGGCAGGGAGAGCAGAGGCAUCCAGGACAUGGAUUACCAGGACAACCAUCUGCAGCAGAACCUCGCCAGGAGCCACCUAUGGGGAGAGUGAUCCUGGAGCCAGAGGAGGCGAGAGCCCAGAGGCAGGCGGAGAGAAAAGCGUUCGAGUUUAGAGCCCCUACCGAGCUCGCGACGCUGCCAGUGGCGGCAGCAGGCCGAGUCGUACCCUUGGCAGUAGAGGAGGGGCUGCCACCAUCUGGCAGUGAGCCGGCUCAAGGCUCAGCAGAGGGAUCCAUGGGUGUGCUCCUUGAGGCGGUGCAUACUAUGAAGGAGGAGGUGAGUUUGUUUUCACCCGAGCAGAGGAUAGAGGAGCCUCUUGAGAGAAAGAUGGGGAUUGAGGCGGAGGGUGUCAUCGAGGGCGGGCUCCAGAGGUUGGGCACACCUGAGUAUGGACCAGAGGAGAUUGAAGAGCAGCCCAUGACAGUGCCAGGAGAGACACUCGAGAGGAGACCUCAGAGGUUGGGCACGCCUGAGUACGUCCCAGCGACAGGGGAUUUGAGGAGUAGACUGGGAUCUUUGGCUACUAGAUCUGGGUCUGGGGGACCGGUUCCUGGUAUGGAGCAGCAGGAGGUCGUUCGUACCGCAACUCCUCGAUCAGAGCAGCAGGGGGUUGUCAGUACCUUGGUAGGAUCUCCUUCAUCGCCACCUCCUCAGCCCAGGAAGAAGAAGUUCAAGAGGAAGGUGGAUCAGCUAUGUUUCUACUGCAAGAGGGACGUGCAUCAUACUCUGGACUGUCUCGAGUUCCUUGAGGAUAAGGCAGAAGGAAAGGUCUCAGAGGCAGGGGGUAAGAUGUAUGAUAGAGAGGGUAGGAUAGUAAAGAAGUUCGCAGAUGGACUGAAGGCUCAGUUAUAUAGGCAAAAGCAGGAGGAGUUGAGGAGGUAGAGCCGGUUUGUCUAUGUAAGUGGGCGGGUAUCUUGUGAGGCAUCAGCUUAGGUUC